This is a messenger RNA of Cercospora beticola, 627 nucleotides long. RefSeq lists its product as uncharacterized. The record is from RefSeq and is a predicted model, not a curated record. NCBI's taxonomy places the organism in Eukaryota, Fungi, Ascomycota, Dothideomycetes, Mycosphaerellales, Mycosphaerellaceae.
AUGGACGUGUACGAAUGGAGCGAGUCAGGUCCAAUCCUCGAGACGUUGCACAGGCAUCCUGACGGCAAGAUUGGCUUCGUCAUCUAUCGCACUCACUACGACGAUGAUCAGAAAUGGGCGCAGUUCGUCAAGCGCUUGACUGACUCUGCUUCGUAUACUCUCUCUCACGACGACAUCUGUUUCAGUGGCGACAUGCGCGGAGAGGAGCUCAAGAAGGUAUUCGCUUACGACAUACGAGACGAUAAGGCAACGCUCGAGGACGCCUCCGUCGCUGACAUUCGCCGAAUAUUCUGCGAAUGGAAGAAUUCAGUACCAGACUGUCCUAUUAUGCCCAAGUACGACAUGUGCGUUCUAGCCGACAAGGAAGUCAUCGACUCUGUAAUGGAAGACGCAAGGCCAUGGAAGAACGACAGACCACGUGGACACGUCAAGCUCGUCAGAGCCGAUCACAAGAAGGAAUGGCAUGAAGCUAAGGAAGGAUAUCCCGCCAUCGAUGGGUCUACCGCGCAUGAUGUUGGCUGGAUGAAGCAGGCGGUCGCCUAUCUCUUUCCUCGCCUCUACUCAGUUCUGUUGAGGAGUAGCUGGGGUUCCGAGUACCGUAGGCCACCUCGUAUCCGGGAAGACUAG